Molecule: messenger RNA, 4050 nt
Organism: Corythoichthys intestinalis (scribbled pipefish)
Lineage: Eukaryota; Metazoa; Chordata; Actinopteri; Syngnathiformes; Syngnathidae
Gene: rabgef1l
Product: RAB guanine nucleotide exchange factor (GEF) 1, like
Exons: 9
Coding region: 163-1659 (498 amino acids)
Biological process (GO): vesicle-mediated transport
Cellular component (GO): endocytic vesicle; cytosol
Molecular function (GO): zinc ion binding; small GTPase binding; guanyl-nucleotide exchange factor activity
Source: RefSeq, a predicted model, not a curated record
CAGUAGCAAUCCGUUGUGAUCUGGUAGCCCGUCACGAUCGGGUAAUGACAAAUCUACCGUAAACAUUCCACAUUCGAGCAGAUUUGGAGCAGGAUCAACCUUGCGCGAAAAGUUUUGCCCAUCCUGCGAAUGACGCCGUAGGUUGACAGUCUGUUGUAAAGGAUGAUGGCCCAGCGGUCUGAACGGCCUCGGAUCCAUUUGGACCAGUCUGAGCUCCUUUGUACUAAAGGAUGUGGAUUUUAUGGCAACACGGCGUGGCAGGGUCUGUGUUCUAAGUGCUGGAGAGAGGAAAACCAGCGAGAAAAGCAAAAACAGAUCCAAGACGACUGGGCUCUAGCUGAGAGGCUGCAGAGAGAGGAAGACCAAGCCUAUGCAAGCAGACAUCAGAAGGCCCAGCCGCUGCCCGCUUUUGCACCUUUUGGCAAAACAGAGGAACGGAAGACCAAAGAAAAGUCAAGCAAAGUCAACACUGUCACCAAGUUUUUCAAAACACCACCAAAAAAAGAUGCCGCGACACCUACGGAUGCUCAGUCCGGCCCGAGUUCCUGCUCCUCAAUAAACCGGCCCCCUUCUGUGGACACCGACCCCGCGACGAAGGAGUUCAUUGAAUUCCUAAGGCCUCUAAAAUAUGGUCGGCAAAUCUUCAAGCAGUGUCGCUCUUUCACUGAGAGCAUAGCCUACAAACGGGUCUCUGGUGCUGACGACAUGUCCGAAUGCGUCCAGGAUUUCUACCAGUCUCUCUCAGAGCGCCUUCACACUCAAUUCAAAGGCUCCUCUGAAUACGUGGAAGGCAUUAUGGAUGAAGUCGAAAGAUACAUGAUGACACGUCUUUACAAGGAAGCGUUUUGCCCUGAAACGUCCGAUGAUGAGAAGAAAGACCUGGCUACUCAGAACAGGAUCAGAGCUUUACAUUGGGUCACGAUUGAGAUGCUGGGUGUUCCCGUCGAUGAGGACAUCCCUGAGGCUUCUGAUAAUGUGGUUAAAGCAAUCACAGAUGUGAUCGAAAUCGAUUCCAAGCGGGUGCCAAAGGACAAGUUGGCAUGCAUCACGCGCUGCAGCAAGCACAUCUUCAACGCCAUUCGCAUCAGCAAGAAAGAGGCGGCGUCGGCGGACGACUUCCUGCCCACUCUCAUCUACAUCGUACUAAAGGCGAACCCCCCGCGGCUUCAGUCCAACAUCCAGUACAUCACUCGCUUCUGCAAUCCCAGCAGGCUCAUGACUGGAGAGGAUGGCUACUACUUCACUAAUCUGUGCUGCGCCGUGGCCUUCAUUGAGAAGUUGGACGGCAAGUCGCUCAACAUGACCUCGGAGGAGUUUGACCUUUACAUGUGCAGGGGUGGGGCUUCGCCCAAGUACGCCCCGGAGGGUGGCGCCGCGCUCAGCCAGGUCCACAAGCGUCUGGACCUGCUGGCGGGCCUGGGUGAGCGACAGGAGCUGGUCAUGGAGCGAGCACGCCAGCUGGAGAGCGACCUCAUCGACUGGACGGAUGAAGUGGAGCAGAAAGUGCAGAGCGUCCUGGACACUUUCGAGACACAGAACCCUCCCGCCACCACAGUCGCUGCUGCGAACGUAGCCACACAGUCAUCGGCCAUUGACUCUGAUAACGUCGAAAAUGAACACUUGCCACCGCCGUUGACGCCACAAGUGUUUGCCGGUUGACGGUGGAGGAAAUUUAGAAUGCGAAUCUUUAUAGGAAAACACCCCAGACUGGUUGCCAGUCAGUCGCAGGUGAGGUUUCACAAUACUAACAAAAAGCAAAUGAAGUUUUUAAAGGUUCAAAUGCAAUUUGGGUUCUUUCACAGAAAGACCAAAAUAUCCGCCACCUUUUAUGAAAUUCCAAAAAAGCCACUCAUAUCUGGAGUGCGCAUUGAUACGUUAAAAUGUCAACCCCAUUACUGUCUGUUAAGUUCGUUCACCCUCCUUUUUUUGGACUGAAAACAAAAUUUCCCAGAUUUUAAAUAUUAGCGUUACCCAGAUGUAAGGCACAAAACAUUUGUGCUUUUGCGUGCAUGUGUGUUGCAUGGAUGCUUUUAUUUGGUUGACUCUUGACCGUUCACUGCAAUGAUUUGAACACUAAAGCAGCUCAACAUAAUGCUGUUUCCAACAUAGCACCUCAAACCAAUCUACUAGUGUGAAAGGAUUAGUUUUAAAUAUUUUUAGGUAUUUUUAAAUGAUUUAAAAAAUGAUAUGAUGAAGGAAAAACACACACUGGAUUGAUCAGAUGGACAUUGUGUGUUUUAAUAUUUAAGUUGGAAUCAUUUUCUUAUCACUAUUUUCUAGGCACAUAUAUAUUCUUCUUUUUGGUUUAUUUUGAAGCCAGGUUAUUAAGUUUAACUCGUUGGCUGCCAUUAUCGGUGAUGGAUGUCUGUCGAUGGCAGCCAAUGAGUCUUCUAGCUUGAGUAUGUUGUUAAAGCACUGUAAAAGCCAUGGAUGGGGUUAAACACUGGCCACAACUUGAAGUACACGUUCAUAAUUGAAUUGGAUCCAACACAAAAACUGCCUUUACAAAUAUAAUAAUGCUCAUUUUGAUGGAACCUCAGUAGUCAUUGUUGUAAUUGGUAUUUUUCGGUGAAGUAUUUUAUUUUUGUAAAGGUGCUUUUUUUCCCCUUGUUGUGGCCCCGUGAAUAUACUGAGCGGUUUAAAACGUCCUUAUAGGUUUGCUAAUGUAUCAUAUAGGAAAUUAAGUCAAUAAUGUCCUUUAUUUAAAUGUAACUUAUUGGGGCAGAGUUGUCUUAUUUCAACUGGGUGUGUGACAGCGAUGAUGCUGACUAAUAAAAGUGAAGGAAAUGCCCGCUUGUCGACAAUUUUUGCUCACGUUGCACUUUCAUACAAAUCGCCGCGAUUGUGCAAGCGCAUGUAAAAGUGGGUGUGGAAAUGGCUACACUUGUGUUAAAUUUAUAAUUUCAAAGAAAAUGAUAUUGGUGUAUGUUGACAAAUACUGGUUUGAAAAGUCCCACUAUUUUUGGACUAAUGCUUUCAAAGAACUGCUUCAUUUUCCUUUUUCUUUAUAUUUUUACAGUAUUUCCCUAUCUUAUAUAGGAUUGCUUUAGGUACUAUGGGUGCUAUUUCCUGCAUCAACAGAUGAUCUCGAGCACUAGCAAAAAGGGUUUAUUGAAACAAACGACCCCUAAAAUGAUUGUCGAGGAAAAAUACUUCAGUAGAUUUGGACAAUCUCACCAAAAAAUAAUCAGUGCAAGUUUCUCAGACACAAUUUAAAAUGUAUUUUAAGACAUAGCAGAUGAAAUUCAUGGUUAUUUCAAGAAACUUUCAUCAAAAUUAGCCUAUUUAAGAUUUCUGAAGAAACCUGAAAACUACAAACCUUCAUUCUAUAUAUCGUUGAGAUUCGGGCUGUGACAAUAUGUGAUUUACCACAAUAGGCCAUCUGUAUGCUCCCACCAAGAAUUGAUAUAUCAUUUUUGAAAGAUGCCACUGUUUAAUAAAGGAACCAAUAGGGUGUUACCAAAAUGUUUCACUAUGUUAACGCAUUGGCUGCCAUUAAUGGCGCUAGACGUCCAAUUAAUUUUGACUGGGAUGUUCAUACGCUCCUCCGAGUCCAAAUGAAUUGAACAUCUAAGGGCACCAGUGGCACUCCCAACAUGAGCAUUCAAAGCUACUCGUCCCAGUUUAAAUGAAUUUGACAUCGUUGCCAAUGGCAGGCAGUCAGUUAAGACAUUUGUUUAUUAGAAUGUUGCAAUAAUGUAGUGGUGCUGUAUUUACAGAAAUUUACUUAAAUAUUCUAAUAGUCUGUGUGGAAGGCAAACGUUUUCGACAGCUUGUCCGCAACAUUACGUAAAAUAAAACAUUUUUUUACAAUUCCCAUUUAAAAAUACCUUGUUUCUUUCUUUAAUAGUUGAAUAUCAUAAUUGGUUUUCUGACCCAUGUAUCAACAAUAGUUGUUUCGCCAUAUUGUGAGAUAAUCCGUAUCGUGAGCCUUGUAUCCCAAAUCGUAUUGGGGGUUCCCAAGAGGUUCCCUCCCCUAGUCGAGAUCCUGCGACCAUAUUUGACAUCUUCACUAAAUAUUUCCAAAAAACAUUCUGAGAAAAGACUGAA